UAAACUAACAUUUUAACAAAAAAUUUAGUUAAAAAAAGAAAUUCUGAAAAUAUAUAAAAUCAAAGCAUCAAAUAAUAUUAUAGAAUCAUUAUCGUUAGAUUUUAAGUAAUUUAUUUUUAAAAUGUUCAAAAGACAUUUUGUUUUUUCGUUGUGUAUAUUUGGACUCAUAAGCCAAAUUUUAUUACUAUCUAAUGGCACAAAUAAUGAAGAUUUCAAAAAAUACACAAUAAAUGUUCUGGAAUAUAUUCGACUACAAACAGGAUGGUAUUCAAUGCAAAAAUUACAAAUUACUCAAGGUACUUUUGUAUUAAAUUAUAAGAAUAUUGUUAGCGAAGUAAUUGAUGAGAGUAAUUAUAUUGUUAAACUUAAUUAUAUAAUAAAUUUUAUAAACUGCGAAUACUCUAAUGUAUUACAAAUAUUUGAUGUUAUGUUGAGUUUUAUUAUAAAUAAGUGUCAGUCGGAAUUAGAGGAAAACCGUCAGAUUCAAUUUCAAUACUGCACAGAGCGGCUAAUUGAUAUUGUAAAAAAUUCUACAAUCAUGUUUAUGAAACUUUUGGGCGCUACUGCAUUUCUAAAACAAUUCGAUUUGCGAAUUAUUAACAAAUUCUUAAUAAAUCCAAGAGUGAUCGACAAUGAAAUCGAAUUAUUUUACAAUUACGCAGAUAAAAUAAAUCGACCGGAAUUUUUUAACGAAAAUAGUAUUAUUGAUGUUUUUGAAGAUAUAAAAGGAUUCCAUAAAACUAUAGCCGAACCAAUAAUACUACAACUGUAUAAAAUCAACGAGGUAUGUGGCUCUAAUUAUAAAAAUGAUAUUCCAAAUGUUUUGAAGACAAUUUAUGACGUCAAAAAUAGUAAUGAACAAAUAAAUGAUUCAGGCGAAUAUGUAAAUAUAAUUUAUAAUAAGCUCAAUGUAUUAUACAGGAAAGUAAUUGAUAAUUAUUACAAGAAUCUUGGGUUUGGAGAGCUAAUAGGAACUAAUUCAUUUAGCUAUGAACCUCAGAAGUUGAAUGAGUAUUCAAUAAAAUAUGUCAUUAAACUAAUCAAUACUCUUCUUUCUUACUCGGGCUGGCAAUCAUAUAACAAUAUAACUACAAGAAAUCGAUUCACUAAAGGAAUUUAUGUUAACAUUCAGCAUUUAAUAUGCCCAGGAAAAAGUUUAAAUUAUUUAAGUAUACGACUAUGUAUACCUCAAAUAUUAAGAUGUAGGUAUAUCGAAAUAGUACACACUUUUAAUGUAGCAUUAGGUGCCAUAUUAAGGGUUUGCGAUAAAGAAUACGAAAACGGCUGUGCAGCCAUAUUAUUUAAAAUAUUAGAAAAAGCCGAACUUAUGUUUAAUAAUAUGCUAUUUGCUUUAGUUACAUUAAGACAUAUAUCAAAUACUAAUACAAAACAACGAUUAAUAAAUACUUCAAUUGAUAACCUUGUAGAAUCUAUUAUAAAGUUUAUUUGCAAAUUGAGAAGUAAAUAUUAUCCUGGUAUGUUUGUUUCAAGUCAAGGUGUUAUUGCAAUAAAAUCGUUCUUUAAUGAUAUAGCACAAGAACGCGAAGAAAAUAUAAAUAAAAAAAUACAUAUAGCCAGAAGGAAACAUAUGUGCUUUUGUAAAAUGCCAUCAGAACUUAUAGAUGAAAUUUCUUUUAUGUUAAAAAUUCAAAAUCAAAUUCUAAUUAGUAACUCACUUGACAACAAAAACUUAGAAAAAUUUAUGUGUGAUUUUCUGUCAUCUUUUUGUGAUGAAGUUCAAAUAAACGAUUAUGAAAAACUUGGAUUUGACAGUUUAUUAAGCUAAAUUUAUAAUGUUUACUGAAUAAUACAAUAAUGUCUAUUUAUUUGAUUAGUGAGUGUGUUUUUUUUUUCAAAAUUAAACAUUUGGACACAAAUAAAAAACUAAAACAAGUUUAGAUUUUAAAUAUUUUAUUAAUUUUUAAUUUUAGUUUUUUUUCAUUAUUAU
Messenger RNA from Daktulosphaira vitifoliae (grape phylloxera), 1948 nucleotides. RefSeq lists its product as uncharacterized. The record is from RefSeq and is a predicted model, not a curated record. The transcript is spliced from 2 exons. Bases 122 to 1786 code for a protein of 554 amino acids. Lineage: Eukaryota; Metazoa; Arthropoda; Insecta; Hemiptera; Phylloxeridae.